AUGGAGAAGGUCAGCUAUCAACAGGUGUUGUUUAUAUUGGUAGCCAUCUUGGACUAUGUGAGAGCUGAGAGUCUGGUGCGACUGAAUCUUGGCCUGGAGGUCCCCAGAGGACAGGCUGUGUUUGUGACGGAUAAAGAGUUACGGCUGAAGGCCACUGGGGAGACGAACGCCUGCAAGGUCGAGGUGAUUCUCAACGAGCCUGUCACUCAGAGGGUGGGCAAGCUCACCCCCCAGGUAUUUGAUUGCCAGUUUCUACCUGAUGAGGUGAUGUACACACACAAUGGCAGCCCGUCACUAGAGGAAGAUACAGUCAUGCUGAGAGUCUACAGAUUCACAGACACUGAUACGUAUAUUGAGACAUUCCUACUCACAGUCAGGAUUAUGGAGAGCAGCAGCAAGCUUGCGGAGUUUGGAAGCGUACCCCUUGUGGUGCAGGAGUUCUACGGCCUCUCCAAUGCCCUAGACAGCAACGUGUUGACUUUUCCAACUCGCCCAGAGGUUGUUUGCACAGUGCGCCUUUUGACCUCUGAGACUAAUGCUCCAAUGCUGGGGCAACUGGUCAAAGAGGAUCCUACUCAAGCAGACCAAGGAGAGGCCCAAAAUGCUGGACCAAGAAAAGGUAGACAAGCCAGCCUCUCCUGCCCCGGAAACAGACCUUGUCUCCAUGGCAACAGGGAGGUACGCUUCCUGAAGGUUACCUGCAGUGAGUUCCUAACUUCACAUCUGAAGUACCAACAUCUGAGUCCACCCUCACCAGAGAUCGAUUACAUCCCCAUUAGGGUGGAACUGAGAGACAAAACCUCUCGGGCUUUGUUGGAGGCAGAAAGCGUGUGGCUGCCAGUGUUGAUCCACGGUGCAAUGCCCAACCACCCUCCGCAUGCAGCUUUCAUGUCCAUGUUCAUAUUGGAGGUGGACCAGUUCAUCCUCACUCCCAUGACCACGGCCGCUUUGGACGCCGAGGACCAUGAGACCCCCCAGGCUCGGCUGGUCUUCAACGUGACCAACCCUCCUGCAGAUGGCUACAUAACCCACCUGGAUGACCACACCAAGCCCGUUGGCUCUUUCUCUUGGCAGGACCUGAACGAGAUGAAGAUUGCCUAUCAGCCACCCAAUAGCAGUCUGACUCGCCGCAGUAACUAUGAGGUUGAAUUUGAGGCCAUUGAUGAUUCCUUUGCCUCCAGUGCCCCAAUCAUGGUUCAUUUUUCAAUUCGCACAGCAGAAACAAAUGCUCCUCGAGUGUCCUGGAACAUGGGGUUGGAUCUGCUUGAAGGUCAGUCUCGGCCAAUCACCUGGGAGAACCUGCAGAUUGUGGAUAAUGACAAUAUCAAAGCAGUCACUCUGAUAGCUGUGGACGGGCCUCAUCAUGGCAAACUCAGUGUCCGAGGUGGAAAAGGCUUCAUGUUUAAAGUUCAGGAUCUUCGUGAGGGUGUGGUGGUGUACCAACACUCCGACAGUGACACCACCCGAGACUACAUCAUCUUCCGCAUCACCGAUGGUCGUCAUAGCACUCGCCAUAAGUUCCCCAUCAACAUAUUGCCAAAAGAUGACACACCUCCCUUUCUUAUAAACAACGUGGCCUUUGAGGUGCAGGAGGGAGGGCUGGUGCGGGUGGAGGAGUACAUGCUCUUGGCCUCAGAUCUGGACUCCAGUGAUGACUACAUCCUGUACCAGCUGGUCACACAGCCACGUGCUGGGGAGAUGGUGAAAAAGACCUCCGUGUACGAUGCAGGAGUCCCUGUUAGCAGCUUCCUGCAGAGGGACCUGUAUCAGGGCCUGAUCUACUACAGGCACUCAGGAGAGGAGGUGUUUGAGGACUCGUUUGAGUUCAUUCUCUCUGACAGUCAUCAGCCUCCAAAUCUUUCCGAUCGACAGACUGUGGUGGUCCACGUGUUCCCUGUCAAAGACCAGCUGCCUGUGGAGGUGUCGGGAACCGUGCGCUUUAUCACUGUGAAGGAGACGGAGGUGGUGUACCUCACACAGAGCCACCUCCAUUUUAGGGACCCAGAAAACAGUGACACAGACCUCGCCUAUUUCAUUACGCAGCCCUGUUUCAGUCUCAACAAGCCCGGCAUGCCAGAUGCAGGAAGAUUAUUCUUCACAGAUACCACCCAUACCAUGAAAAAGGAUUAUAUGGUGCCAGUGCUCAAGUCAUUCACACAGCAUCGUUGACAAUUAGUCACAAUGAUAUGACUCCUCUCUCAGAACGCAGUAAAUCACCAUAAAGUGGGCUACAUGCCUCCGAUUGAGGACAUCGGGCUGGAGCCACUCUAUGUGCAGUUUGUCUUCUCUGUGAGUGAUCAACAUGGAGGCACUCUCAGUGGCCUCAUCUUCAACAUCACUGUCUUGCCGGUGGACAACCAAAAACCAGAGAUGUUCACCAACCUGCUGCGAGUGGAGGAGGGUGGAGCCGUGUUCCUCACGGAGGAACACCUGUUGAUACGGGAUGUGGAUACCCCUCCUGAGGGCCUGAGAGUGAGGCUGGAUGCUCCUCCCCGCCACGGGAGGCUGGAGCUACAGGGGACCCCUCUCCCAGAGGGCCACAGCUUCUCCCUGCUGGACAUCCGAGCUCUGCGAGUCAGGUACAUCCAUGAUGAUUCUGAGACUUUGAAGGACAGUUUAAGCCUUACAGUUACAGAUGGCACCAGCUCUACCCAGGCUGAGCUUUUAGUACAGGUCAUGCCUGUGAACGAUGAGCCCCCCCAGCUGGGUCCAGGGCUGCGUGCCGGACUGUCCUGUGCUGAAGGUGGCCGUGUGCAGAUCACCGUGGAGUACCUGUUUGCCACAGAUGCAGACAGCGACGACGCACGGCUCACCUACAUGCUGGCCAGAGCCCCCAGCCACGGAGAGAUACACAGAGGAGGUGGCCCUGUGGACAAGUUCUCCCAACAGGACCUCCUACAAGGAAUGAUCUACUAUGUACACACAGGGGGAGAAGUUGGACCCCACUCAAUCUCAGAUUCUGUGACACUUAUAGUGUCUGAUGGAGAGGCAGGAGGCCAGGACGUCUGUUGCCAAGGAGAUGUCAUGCCUCCGCCCGUCCCUUUGCAUGGCACCCUCCCGGUUUAUGACCUCAAUAUUACAGUGACCCCAGUCAAUGACAAACCUCCAUCGGUGACCAUAGGUGAUAUGUUUGUAGUGGACGAGGGCUCCUUUGCCUGUCUGUGUCAUGGGACUCUGGGAACCAUGGAUCCUGACACAAACCCCAAUGAACUUAUCUUCCAUCUUGAAACACCUCCUCGUAAUGGCUUCAUUGAGAACACCCUUCCCUCCCCUGGGUUUGAGAAGAGUAAUGCUGGAAUUAAAGUGGUGUCUUUCAGUCUUCUUCACCUCAACUCCGGCUUCAUCAACUACGUCCAGGCAAGACACCAGGGCCUGGAGUCCACAGCUGACCACUUUGUGGUGAGCGUCACUGAUGGGGUCCACAAGUCCACCGCUGUGCCAUUCUACAUCAUCAUCAACCCCACAAACGACGAGCCUCCAACUCUCCUUCUCAACAAUUUUACUGUGACAGAGGGAGGCAUGAAAGAGCUGACGGCAGCCAUCUUGGAUGCGGUGGAUCUGGACGCCCCUCCUGACGUCCUGACCCUGACUGUCACAAGCCCUCCCAAGCAUGGCGCCCUAAUCAAUGGCAUCUACGGCCUCCAGAUGAGCCGCUAUAAGGACAUGGGCCAGGAGCUGCUGCGCCGCAGCCUGCCCGCACACAACUUCACCCUCACAGAGCUCCGACAAGGGAUGAAGAUCGUGUACAUGCAUGAUGACACGGAAACCCUUCAGGACGCCUUCACCAUACAGCUGACAGAUGGCAAGCACGUAGUCCAGGGGACAGCGCAGGUCCACAUCCGACCAGUCAAUGAUGAAAAGCCACGGCUGCUAAAAAAUGCAGGUAUGGACAUGGAGGUUAAAGGUCACAGAGUCAUCUCCAGCGUGACGCUUGAGGCAGUGGACCAGGACACCCCAAAUCAUCAGCUCUACUACAUCCUCAAUGCUGGACCCAAGUUUGGCAUACUGCAGCUGAAGACACACAGAGGGUGGCUGGAUCUGAAUCCAGGACAGAACUUCACUCAGGAGGAUGUGGAGCUGAACCGACUGUGGUACAAACACACCACCCUCACUGGGUUCAAAGGUCACGACCGCUUUGUGUUCUACCUGAGUGAUGUGGACAACCCUUCACCCCCCGAAAGCUUCUUCAUCUCCGUGCACGCUCCCCAGAAAGGUGACAUUGCUCUGGUCACUAAGCCUGUGGAGUUGAUGGAGGGUGAGCGGGUCAUCCUAACCACAGAUCACCUGCUAGCCUCAGACAGUGGCAGCUCAUCGGAGGAGCUGGUUUACGCAGUGUCGGUGCCACCCAAACAUGGCCACCUCCACGCGGUGCAGCACCCAGGCAUGCCACUGAGCUCCUUCACCCAGAUGGACGUGGCAGCACACCGUGUCUGCUACACCCACGACAAUAGCCACACUGAUGACCAGGACCUCUUCAGCUUUGUCAUCACCAACGGCGUGUCCUCUAGGACCAGCUCUUUGAUGUUUUUGAUAGAUCACAGUGACCGCAUCCCCCCGACUUUGGCCACCAACACAGGCCUACACGUCACAGAGGGCGGCUCCCAGACCCUCUCCUCUGAGAACCUGCUGCUAAUGGACCCUGAUACAGCCCUGGAGAACCUGACCUACACGGUCACUCAAAUGCCCCAGUACGGCCAUCUGCUCCUAAGGGGUGUCCCUUUAACAUUAUCCCAGAACUGCUUCACUCAGGUCAACAUCAACAACAUGGACCUGGUCUACAAGCACCUGGCUGGGCCAGCCCACAUAGAUCAGUUCAGCUUCCUUCCUUCCGACAGGACCAACAGAGGCUACCUGGAGUAUGGCCAGCUGAAGGAAGUACCUGUGGUCUUCACCAUACAGGUGGAGCAGCUAGACAAGACCCCACCAAGUCUGGUUUCCAAGGGGACACCCAGCACCGUGGAGACUCUUCAUGAGGGCCAGCAUGUCAUCUACAUCACCUCUAAAUACCUCCAGGUGUCUGACCCUGACAGCCCACUCCAAGAGCUGGAGUUCACCAUUGUUCGGCCCCCACAUUUUGGACACUUGGAGAAUGCUCAUACAGGGGGGUAUAUCAAAGGCCGCUUCACCCAGAAAGACCUGGAUCAGAAGGCGAUACGUUACAUCAUUCCAGCUGAUAUGGAGGUGACGGCAGACAGUUUUGAGUUCCGUGUAACUGAUCCAGCAGGAAACACCAUGCUGCCUGAAGUGUUGGAGAUGAGAUGGUCACGUGUAGAACUGUCUGCCACAUGUUACCGAGUCUGUGAAAAUGCAGGGACUCUGGCCAUACAGGUGACCCGGAGCGGAAACAGCAUAGACCCUGCCUACGUCACAAUACAGGUUGAGGAGGAUACUGCUAAAGUGGGGAAGGAUUUCACACAUAGCACUGCUACACUUAUCCAGUUUGAUCCAGGUGUAAAUAUAAAAUCAUGGAACAUUUACCUGAAAGAUGAUGGACUUGAGGAGAACCAUGAAAAGUUUGAUGUGAUUCUAAAAGCGCAAAAAAAUGCUGUUCUGGGUCCAAUGGACAGAGCCAGUGUAGAGAUCAUUGACCCAAGAGGAGGUAAGUGUGACCCGGCUGAUCUUAUAGAUGAGACUAAAGACCACCUGCUAGAAGUGCCCCUUCGUGUUCAUCAGCCUCAGACUGUGCCAAAGAAAGAACGCGACCAGGAUCCCCACACUGGGAUUGUAUGGGAAGGCCGCCCUCCAAGGGGAGAUGUCCCAAAUCAUGGGCACUUCCUUGAUUAUUCUGAGGGAGGUGCACAGGACCAACCCUAUCAUGGACAAGGCAAGAGAUUACUGGUGGAAAGAAACAGCCACAGAGUAUCUCAAUCAGAUGUUGUGCAGAGGGCUGAAGAAAAAGUCUAUAUCCACGGGCUGAUCCCCUUAAGGCUGGUGGAGGAGAGAGUUGUGAGCUCUGAUCAGAUACCGCCUGUCCAUUCUGACGUGGAGAUCACCCCCAUCUGGUCCUGGACUGGUCACCUGCUCAGCGAGCACAAACCUGGAGAGGUACCUUUGGGAGAUGCCCCUCCUAAUGCCUCUGACAUGAGGAAACGUCAACGCCAGCGAAAGUCAAGUAAGGCACUUAGUCUGGACUGUCCCUCUGGCUGGACUCACUACAGAAAACGCUGUUACAUCCUGAGCCCAGGAGUGGCCACAUGGAGCAGCGCCCAGCAUGCCUGCUCUCUGCUACGUCACAGCCAGUUGGCUGGUAUUCACUCCACGACUGACAUGAAGUGGAUGUGGAGAUUUGCUGGAAAACAACCCUUUUGGACAGGGCUGACUGGAUCCAUGGGGCAGUGGAUGUGGACAGAUGGCAAGCCAGUGUUGUUCUCCAAACUCCAGCUAAACAGGGAUUCCAGUUCUGACCCCAGCUGUGUGCUGGCUGAAUCCCAGAGAAAAUGGACUCCAAAAAAUUGCACUACGGGAGACGAGUACAAAUAUAUCUGUUCAGCCGCAGCUCAAAACAUCUGAAGGAAACUUUGUAUGCCAUAUGAUAGUGUGGAGGAUUUAAUGUGGAAAUUCAAAUGUCAAAUGCUUAAUAGCAAUGUCUUAACCUAUUUGUGAAAGAAAACCAGCCUAGCAGCUUGGUUUCCUACUGGUUUGACCCUUUAACUCUGUAUCAAUUUGUAAACGUCACAAAAUUGUUUAUGUGUGUAAAACCAGCACCUUCAGAUGUAAACACAAUAAAGUAAAACAAAUUG
Sardina pilchardus (European sardine) is the source of this 6740-nucleotide messenger RNA. RefSeq names its product Fras1 related extracellular matrix 1b (gene frem1b). The record is from RefSeq and is a predicted model, not a curated record. Gene Ontology annotation, cellular component: membrane. The transcript has 35 exons. Gene Ontology annotation, biological process: cell communication; anatomical structure morphogenesis. Lineage: Eukaryota; Metazoa; Chordata; Actinopteri; Clupeiformes; Clupeidae.